AUGUGUCUGGAACAGCACAUCGCACAUAGGAGUACGCAGUGUAAAAGCGUGGCCAAAAGUAUGUCAAUCAUUUUGUCGUCUUGCAGCGUCGACAAUGUGGAAACGGCCAUUAAGCUCGCGAAGGACGUUAGAUUGGUUCACCUGAAAGCAGGAUUCGAGAUCCGGAACUGGGUGUCGAAUUCGCCAACGUUUUUACGGAAUCUGGGGGAGGAAAAGCCGGCAGUGCCUGUACACUUCUGCCGUGACAAGCAAACGCUGAAGGAAAGGGUUUUGGGAGUAAUCUGGGACUCUAAAGCGGAUGAGUUUUCAUUCUCGAGAAUGCAUUGGGAAGAGUUGCAGCCAUGCCUGCUGGAGGGAAAGCGACCGACAAAACGGCUUGUCGCAAGCUGUGUGAUGGGGUUUUUUGAUCCGCUUGGGUUGCUGUCACCAUUUACCAUCCACGGCAAAAUUAUCAUCCAGCAUCUCUGGCGUUCCAAUUGUGGAUGGGAUGACGAAAUCGACGAAAAAUCCUGGAUGUUGUGGCAGCGAUGGAUAAAUUUGUUGCUGGAGGUCGAAACUAUCCGGAUUCCUCGCUGUCACCUCGGAGGCGCCAAGUCCGCCGAAGUCGACUCACUGGAAGUCCACAUCUUCACCGAUGCCAGCGAACACGCAUACGGCUGCGUAGCCUAUUUGCGAGCAGUAAUUGAAGGUGAGGUUCGCUGCAGCCUGAUGAUGUCCCGGGCCAAGGUAGCCCCGAUAAAGCGGCAGUCGAUUCCCCGUUUGGAGCUGAUGGGUGCCGUUCUGGGGGCGCGUUUCAGCCAAACAAUUCUGAGCACGCACUCGUACCAGAUCGCCCGCACAGUUAUCUGGACGGAUUCCCGCACCGUAUGUAGUUGGCUCAACUCGGAUCAACAUCGCUACAAGCAAUUCGUUGCAUUUCGAGUCGGCGAGAUUCAGGAGCUGACGAAGGUUGCGGACUGGCGAUGGAUUCCGACCAAGCUGAACAUCGCAGACGUGCUGACAAAGUGGGGUCAAGGUCCACCGUUACAAAGUGAUGGAGACUGGUUUUGCGGACCCUCGUUCCUAUAUCGGCCGCAAGAACUGUGGUGGUGA
This is a messenger RNA of Armigeres subalbatus, 1092 nucleotides long. RefSeq lists its product as uncharacterized. The coding region runs from base 1 to 1092 and encodes 363 amino acids. The record is from RefSeq and is a predicted model, not a curated record. The transcript has 2 exons. Lineage: Eukaryota; Metazoa; Arthropoda; Insecta; Diptera; Culicidae. Gene Ontology annotation, molecular function: nucleic acid binding.